Sitodiplosis mosellana (orange wheat blossom midge) is the source of this 6717-nucleotide messenger RNA. RefSeq lists its product as uncharacterized. Lineage: Eukaryota; Metazoa; Arthropoda; Insecta; Diptera; Cecidomyiidae. Bases 820 to 5040 code for a protein of 1406 amino acids. The transcript has 11 exons. The record is from RefSeq and is a predicted model, not a curated record.
GCAGCGAACGAACGAACGAAGAGAGAAGAGAUGUUGAAAACGAAUAAUGGAAGUCAAUGUGAACAAGGGUUUCAAACAAUAGUGCUGAACAUUGCGAGGAACUGGUUCCGUUUUCGCAAAAUAUCUAUUGAAUAUUUACAAAAAAGGUGUACAAUUUUUGCCAUUUAUCGUCUUAAUAGUUAUGGUUUAAUGGAUGGUGCGGUGGAAAUUUGUGUACAAAAAUGUGCCUCAAAUCAAUGACAAACAAGAAAUAUUUUGAGAAAAAUGUUGAACAAAAAUACACUGAACUUAUAUGACAGAUGCCAUCUUGUUGAAUUUUUUUUUCCGUAAUAUAUUUAAUUUAUUUCAUACGAUUUCCCACUGCUGAUCAUUUGAAGGAAGAGAAGACGAAAAAAUAAAAUUAAUAAAAAGCAAUACACACAGGCGAAAGAGAGAAAGAGAGAGAGAGAGAGAGAGAGAGAGAGAGAGAGAGAGAGAGAGAGAUAGAGAGAUACCGAACGAAGAAAACAGAAACAAAAUAACAACAAAAAUGAAAUUGCUUGUAGUGUAUUGCAUCGAAAGUUGCUUCUAAGGUGUAGACGGUGUCUGUGGCUGCAAAAAAUACGAGGAAAAAAACACAGAAGAAGAAUCUGUAUUGUGCAAGCACUAAUCACAUACACACAAACACAGUUCUGCUUCUUUUUCUUGUUUAUGUGCUGCUGAAUUGAAGACGAAGGCGAUAGAAACAACGUAGCGCAACAGGAACAAAAAAAGCCGUGACUUUUUUCUUAGUGUUUUUUUUUUCAUUUUGGUCAAAGAGAAAAACCAAACUCACACGAAAUGGAUUCACAAAUACAGUGUCCCGUUUGUACACUCUAUCUGCAUGUUGGAAUGAAUUUACAAGAGCACCUGAACACCCAUCCAAAGGAUCAGGUGAUUUCGGCCCUAGUAAAUAUGACACUGUUACAGCAACGUGCCAACGAUGAAAAUUCCAAUAAUUUCGAAUGUAGUCGAUACGAACCGUUGGCAACCAGUGAUGAUCUCAAUGCGUCGUCUACGGACAAAACGCUUCCAAAAGCAUUUCAAAAUCAACAGCAAUCCAUUACAUAUUUUGCACCCAUCUCACAGCAAACAUCACAAUUGAUGAUUGUGAAUGGUACACAGGUGUUUCAUGAUCAGCGCCAUCGGCGAGCCAUUCAGAGUUGUUCGACGCCAAUUUCACAUCGGACCGGCAGCGGCACCACCGUGCCGCCACUCUCGAUUCCUGCACGAACAUUUCGACUGAUUCCAGCUAAACAAGCAAUACCACCACCGCCACCAUAUCAUGCAUCCGUUCGGAAUGCAAUACAUCGCAAUGAAAUUAAUCAAAUCACCACACAAAUUCAGCAAAGCUGUUCAACAAAUGUGUUCAAUGUGUCGGCAUCGUCGAGUAGUAGCACAUUAACAACCAAUAUAAAUGCAAUCAAUGCAUCGAGCAGUGCGGUGUAUGUGAAUCGAAAUUCGGUAAAACGUAUGGAGAAUGAUGAUACCAUCGCUGCUGCUAUCACCGCCACAGAGCCCAGCGAAUCAGAUGCAAUGAAUACAGACGUGGAAGAGGCUACGGCCAAUGAUUAUCAUUUAUAUCCCGACGAAGCCGAAUCCGUUGCAAGAGAUAACAAUGAUGAGAACGAUGAUCAUGAUGAUGAUGAUGAUGCCAUUGAAUUGAUCAAUCACAAUGGAACACCAAGUGGGCAAACUGAUAAAAUUACUGAACAACCGAAACAACGACCAAUGCAGCAUAAAGACACUAAUGAGCCGGCACCAGAACAGGCCAACAAAGAGAGGCGAAAUUUCAAAGAGGAAACCAUUGAAACGAUCGUUGCCGAUGUAGAAAAUACUGGCGAAAAGAAAACUAGAGGUCUCAAAGUGUUGAGUAACGUUCAGGUCUCACCAAAUGCUAUACUUAAUGUUUCACUGAAUUCGACGAAUAGCGACACAAUUCCAUUGAAUAAUAUGAUCAUUGUCAGUUCAAUACCAUCCACAUCGACAGCAACUACCUCACAGGUAAUACCAACACAAUUGGUGAGAACAAAAUCGUUGCUAAAAAGCUUACAAGAAUCACGUUCACUACCAUCGGAUGCGAAAAAUCCAAAAUAUACCAAAGUUACUGUUGAUAUUGCCCCAACAAGUUUAGAAAAACAAAAACACACCGACAUUGAUAUUGAUCUCCAACUGGUUGAUCCACUUGCAUUGGACGAACGAAACACCAGUGACGAGUGUUUUGUAAAACCGUGUUCGAGCAAAGCGACUAGCGUAAUCCGUUUAGCAUCUCAAAAAUCCCCAAAACCGUCAUCAUCAUCGUCAUCAUCCACAUCAAUAUCAUCUGCGCCAUCAUCAUCAUCAUCACCAUCAGUGUCAACAACGGAAAGUAUACGACCAUCAACAAAUCGGCAAUCGGUGAAAAAAUUGGUUGUGAAACUGAAGAAGCCAUUUAUUCCAGUUAUCGAAGAAGAAGCUAAUUUGCAUCCGCCUGAUGAACAUUUCGAUAAUCGUACGGGGCACAAUACGUUCGAAGGCAUGAAUAAAAAUGAAAAUGAAGUAUUGCUUGAAUGUUCUGAAGAUGUACCAUUUAGUCCAUUGCGUCAAUCGUACACGCCACUUCCAGUGAAUCAAUUGAAUGGCAACGAUGACGAUUGUGAUGGUGAUGAUGAUUUGAUAACGCCCGAUUGCAUUCCAUCGGCCCGAAAUUAUGAUUCGGAAAAUGAACUCCAUAUUAUCGAUAUCAAAUUGAAUAAUCAUCAAUUGCUUGAUGCACACGAUGACGAUCAACCAUCCGAUGAAAAUGAAAAUGUUAAUAUGUCGAUUGGCAAAGAAGAUGUAGUUCUUUUCACUAUUAACACGACCAACGAUGAAGAGCAUAUGGAUGUAACGGAGGAGACUGAUACCACAGCGGUGAAAAUGUAUUUAGAAAAAUCAUCGGCCACAACAACCAGUUCCGAAUGUACAUCGUACGCAUCAUCAUCGUCAGUGUCAAAUCUGGAGCCAAGCUCAUCGCAAAAUGAAUUCCAUAGCAUUGCUGGCACAAGCCGAAUGGAAUACGGUCUGACUACAUUCCUUGAUUACAACGAACAACGUUUGCGUGUACGAUUGUCACCCAUACCAUUUAUAGCCGACAACAAUACAUGGAAUCAAACGUUCAGUUCAUCGUAUGCGUCAGCAUGUGAGGAAAAUUACAAGCAUUCCUCGUGCAUGGAUAUGGAUGGUUGUAAAACCAAUUCCGUUAAUGCACGCGCACCAUCAACCGAUAGUCUGAAUAUUCGAACCGAUGAAAAGAUGCCGGCAAAGGGUGAAAUAUCCGAACAGGAGAGUAAUGGUGACGUCGAAGGUUUAUGGAGCCAUCAGGUAUAUUCAACGGAGAACGAUAACAUGCCAAGAUACACCAAUUCGUAUGACACAACCGUAGCACGUGAAAGUUGGAGUUUAAGUAAUGAACAAAAUCUAACGCAUGAAAUGGAAAAUAUGUCAACAAUUUUAAUGAAAUUCAGUUCGUUGGAACAAUCGGAUCGUAAUAUGGAUAUAAAGCCAUUUGUUGGCAAUAGCAUUUGCACGGAAAAGGAUAUGCUGAAAGCAAAAUCAUUAUCAAAAGCGCGAAAAUAUCGUUGUCCGAUUUGUGCGCAAGUGUUUACAUCGUUGAAGGAGAAACGGGCGCAUUUGAUUCAAAUUCAUGAGUAUCAGCAGGGUGUGUCGGUGACAAAAACGGUCGCAAAAGCAAUGAAAUUUACAAAAAUCAAAAAACCCACCGAAACAAUAACCAGUGCCAGUUGUUCGACGCUGGACACAACGACAGAAACAUCAUCAACAUCGCCUGUGAUCGAGUGCAAGAAAGAGCGUUCGGAUAUAAUGCGACCGUUCACCAGUCUCAAUAACUAUCUGUUAAGUUACAAUUGGUCGACAUUAAAAUCACGGCCAACGGAUCCCGGUACAAAGGACGAAAAUAAAAAGCUAUUUGAAAUCCUUGACAGUGGCAUCAACUAUGUGUGCAAGGUGUGUGAAGAGCAAUUCAACAGUAUUCGAGCAUAUGAUAUGCAUAUGACAACCCAUCCAGCUGAAUGUUAUACAUGCGGCCGGACAUUUAAGCGUUGGGUUAAUUUCAGUAUUCAUUUAAAACGACAUUUGAAUAUCCGUGAACAUCGUUGCAUCCAUUGUCCGAAACGGUUUGUGUUGCGUCAAAGUAUGAUUGAACACAUGCGAAUCCAUAGCAAUGAGGCACCGUUAAAAUGUAGCCUAUGCAUGAAACGCUUUAAGCGUUUCUCCAAUUUGAUACAGCAUCGAAAUCGGCAUCAUUUGAAAUUGCGGCCACAGGCAAAGGAUUUCAUUUGUUCAUGCGGCGAAGUGUUUCAUUCACAGGCAAAAAUUGCAUGGCAUCGUGAAACCCAUGAUGUCAAACCAAAAUGUUGUCCGUAUUGUCGUGAAAGGUUCAUGCAUAAAAAUAGCCUGGUACGACACAUUCGACUGUCGCACACCGAACGUUUCCAUUUAUUCAAACGGGAUUCGGUCGAAUGUCCGUACUGUAAAAAGAAAUAUAUAAAAUCUAGUCUCAAGAUGCAUAUGGAACAGCAUAAAACAUCACGAACCACAUACGAAUGCACGAUUUGUAAUAAGACACUGACAACGAAAUGGAAUUUAAAGCAACACAAAUGGAUCCAUGCCAGCCGAUCGUCAAAACCAUUCAAAUGCAGCAUGUGCACGAAGGCAUUUAUACGCGAAAGUGAAUACAUUUCACACAUGAACACGCACAAAGCAAUUAAACCGUAUACAUGCGAUCAUUGCGGUUGUCAAUUUGCACGCAAAUACAAUUGGUUACGGCACACGCGCGAACAUGAAACCCUCAAGAAAUUCCGUUGUGAUACAUGCGGAAAGGAUUUCCAUCGUGCAUACUAUUUGAAGGAACACAUUCGUAUUCACAGCGGUGAACGUCCUUUCGAAUGUGUCAUUUGCGGCAAAACGUCGACAACAAAAACCAAUCACAAUAAACAUGUGAAAAUUCAUCAUGCUCGGGAUCCACUCACCGCUGAAGCAUAAACAACAACAACAACAACACACAAACAAACAAUUUACACAUAAUAAUCUCAAACCCGAACACAACACAUUUAAACUAUCGCAUAAAUCGCAUUUUCGACAUGGUUUUUUCGCUCACCAUUUACAAAAUUAUAUAGACAUACGGAAACAUCAACAACAACAAAAAAAAAACUCUAUUUGUAUUGUGUUUGUUUAUUUCAACUACGAAACGUUUUUUUUUUUAAUUUUCUUCGCCAAAAUUUAAUAUUGAAAAAAAAGAUAGAUAAACAAUAAUAACGGUGCAAUUUCAACGUUCUGCGUAUUUGAUGUAAAAACAAAAUAUAAGACAAACAAACACAUUAAUUAUUAUUGAGGUGAUUACAUCCAUGAUUUAAUGGACAUUUUAAUGCAACAAUACAAUUAUUAUGCAAUUGAAAUGUAAAAGGAAAAUAUUCCGAUUCUUUUUUCUUCUCAGCUAAAUGAAUGUUUUUGAAUUUUUAUGUUAAAAUCGAUUUAAAAUAUUUCAUAUGUUGGUUAAUCCUUGAUACAAUUGGCUGUUGUAGACGGCAUAAAUACCCGGGCAACGCCAGCAGCAAUCACAGAACAAAAUCGGCGAUUUUUCUCCAAAUGUUAAGUUUCUGCGCUAAAUUUUUUCAACUCAAAACAUUUUUCCACAUGAUGUUUGCCACAUUUUCCAAAAAUACACAUCAUUUUCUGUUCUGAAUGUGUGCAAACGAUUUUGCCCCCCGUUGUUAUUGACAUAAUAUGUUGUAAAUUGAGAUGCUCAAUUGUUCAACCGCAAAAUGCAUACACGAAUGAGAAAAAAAAAAUUUGCAAAUUAAUAGCCUCAAAAGUGGGCUAUAUUUGCGUUUGUACUGUGUAAAUUUGUUGGUUUUCUGAGCCACCACCAUCGCCGCCACCCGGCGGUAAUUUCAAUAUUCAAUUUUAAUUAAAAUAAUUGAUUGAAAUGAUUAUUAUUCACGUCAUUUGAUAUGAAAGCGGCGGCAAACUGAAGUUCAAUUAGUUUAGGAAACUAAAUCUAUUUAAACCAAAAAUGCGCUAUUCAUUUUAUGAUGCUCAGUAUGCACACAUCGCAGGAAGGAAGAGAAAAGCGGUUAUGUACUGAGCGUUCUCAUUUUUUUUUUUUUUAGUUGGGGUUCAGCUGGAGCUUUUCCACUUGUUCCACUCAGUUUGGACCUCAAGUAAAGCGUCUGUUUGGCUGAUUGUCACAGCCACUAAUCGAUGUUUCUUUCAAAUUCAAUUUUUAUACCCAUUUUUUUUGGCAAGUGUUUUUGUGUUCAAUCAAAAUUGAACUUUUUUUUUCGAAAAAAAAAUUAAACUGAUUUACUUUGAACUUAAAUUUAAAUCGAAACUGUUUCCUACAAAUAAAAUUCAAUAUCGAUCGGAUAAGUAGAGAAAAAAAAAGAACAUACCGAUGCAUCUAAACAACAAUUUAAGUACGAUUUCUUAGACAAACAAGAAGAAAAACAGAAGAAAAAAAAAAUCCAAUACAUCGCAUAUUUAUUAUAUUUAUAUCAUAAAAUGCUACUAUCCUGAUCGUUUUAUAGACAUUUAAGGCUAGACUUUUAAUGUGCAAUAGGCUAUUUUACUUUUAGAAUAAAUUAAAGAAGGAAGGAAGGAAGAAGACGAAGAAAAUCAACUGAUAAACCGAACGAUGUUAAUAAAGACCAUUGAGACAAA